GCGCCACCUCCCAAAGGCCCUCUGUAUCGCACGGCCACCAUCUCUGCUUCUCUUCCUCACCUUCUCAUUGCAUACCCACAAAAUACACGCUAUGGCAACAGAAUCACCACAGCCGGCCGUCGCGCCCGACGCAGACACGCCCAUGAUGGAGGUGACGCAGCCACAGGCCCCGCCGCCAGAGGAGAAGGCCAGGAAACGGCCGCGAAUCGAGAUGGGCAGCGAGCAGCGCAGGCGUGGCAAGUCGAUGUUUGCGCUCGCCGUGGGCACACUUACCAAGGCGAAGAACGAGGACCGCCAGCGGAAUCAGAGCGAGGCGGCGAAGAAGCGGCAGAUGAUUGAGCAUCGGCUGCAGGAAAAGCUACGGAGGGAGACGGACAGCGUCCGUCGUGCUGAAGAGGCAAAGAAAGACAAGACGGCUGCGAACCGGCGGGAGGAGGAGCUUCAGCUGAAAGACUCUAUUCAAAAACUACGCCGGACACGCCUUCCUCUCCUCGCUAACUUCCUCCUCACAUCCGAUACCAUUCUCGAGCUCGAGGUGCCUUCGUCACCACCCACGGAUGCUCCCGUCAGCAUGGAUACCGACUACAUCGGUGCACAGCCUGCAAGCUCGAUACGAGCAGCCCUGGCGGGGCCACCACGGACGCACCCGCCGCCUCUGUACUACCUCCCAGCAGUGCUACUGCCGUCACAGGAGGCGUUCCUGAAGAAGAGGAAGGAAGAGGCAAACAUCGCUACGGAAGCAGAAUGGGCAUCGUUCGCAUCGGAGCGCACCGCUGGAAUCGCGGAGAUCACCCGGCUACGACAGCGCGUCGCGGAGGAAGAAGCGCGCAGCAGGGCCGCAGCGAAGCCGCAGGACGAGGACAUUGAGGUGACCGACGCGACCGCGUCCGCACCCGAGCAAAACUCGGAGAAGGUGAAAGAGGAUAAGGAGGUCGCGAUUCCCGAGGAGAAGCAGAACGGGACGACGAAGGAGAAAGACGAGGAGGGAAAGAUGGACGUGGAUGAUGGUGGCGGCCAGCAGGCGCCGCCGGAGGAGGGGAAGCGGGAGCAGGAAGCGAAGGCGAAGGAGGAGGGUGCGGGGCAGGCGCAGAUGCAGGCGGACGAUGAGGACGCUGUCGAGUAUUAGCAUUCAGGUGGUCUGGAGACUUACAGUGCGUGAUAUUGCUUGAAUCUGUAUUGCUUUUCCAUGCUCGUUGAAUUGUUCUUAAUGUAUUUUCUGGCACAUAUCGUGAAAAUGCUGUUAGCUGGUCUGUUGCAAUCCCUCGAUGCGGUCUUACCUACGUGUCCUACGUCCACAACUAGGUAUCAUGAAUGCGCACCGACGCAUGCGUUCUAGAAGCUCUAGUUGUCCCACAUUCAUAUUGUGCAGGCGGAGAACGGCAGUGUUCGCGCUGCGGUCGGAAGAAU
Messenger RNA from Laetiporus sulphureus 93-53, 1407 nucleotides. RefSeq lists its product as uncharacterized. The record is from RefSeq and is a predicted model, not a curated record. The transcript is spliced from 5 exons. Lineage: Eukaryota; Fungi; Basidiomycota; Agaricomycetes; Polyporales; Laetiporaceae. Bases 92 to 1126 code for a protein of 344 amino acids. Gene Ontology annotation, cellular component: catalytic step 2 spliceosome.